Molecule: messenger RNA, 1113 nt
Organism: Centropristis striata (black sea bass)
Lineage: Eukaryota; Metazoa; Chordata; Actinopteri; Perciformes; Serranidae
Gene: atp1b3b
Product: ATPase Na+/K+ transporting subunit beta 3b
Exons: 7
Coding region: 78-1052 (324 amino acids)
Biological process (GO): intracellular sodium ion homeostasis; sodium ion export across plasma membrane; intracellular potassium ion homeostasis
Cellular component (GO): sodium:potassium-exchanging ATPase complex
Molecular function (GO): ATPase activator activity
Source: RefSeq, a predicted model, not a curated record
UGUGUGUGUGCAGCUCUGCUCUGGUCUGACGACUCUCAGCCCGCUCUCUGGUAAUUAGCCCGACCCACCGCACCAGCAUGUCGUCCAGCCCGCAGGACCAGAACCAGGAUCAGGACCAGAACCAGGAUCAGGACAAGGACCAGGGGCAGAACCAGGAGCCGAAAGAGGAGGUGAAAGAGGAGCUGAAGGCGGAGGAGAAAGAGAAUAAAAAUGAGGAGAGGAAAGAGGAGAAGAAGGAAGGAAAGAAGGAGGAACCGAAGGAGUCCUGGAAGGAUUUUAUCUACAACCGGAGAACUGGAGAGUUCAUGGGCCGGACCGCCAGCAGCUGGGGUCUCAUCCUCCUCUUCUACCUCGUCUUCUACGGGUUUCUGGCAGGAAUGUUUUGUCUCACCAUGUGGGUGAUGCUACAGACGCUGAGCGAGGACGUCCCCCGCUACCAGGACCGAGUGUCCAGUCCAGGUCUGGUUAUUCGUCCUCAUGCUGCCGAUAUCUCCUUCAACCGCAGCGACCCGACGGACUACCAGCAGUAUGUCCAGCAGCUGCACCAGCUGCUGCAGCGUUAUAACGACAGUGUCCAGGAGAGGAACGACUUGUGUCUGGUGGGAGAGUACACAGAGCAGGACAACGAGCCGGUGAAGAAAGUCUGUCAGUUUAAACGCAGCACGCUGCGGCAGUGCUCCGGUCUGCCCGACACCAGCUUCGGCUUCGCUGAGGGUAAACCCUGCAUCCUGAUCAAGAUGAACCGGGUCAUCGGGCUGAAGCCUCAGGGAGACCCAUACAUUAACUGCACUGCCAAGAGAGACAGUCCGCUCCAGAUGCAAUACUUCCCAUCAGAAGGUCGUCUGGAUAAAAUGUUUUUCCCGUACUAUGGAAAGAAGCUCCACGCGGACUACGUGCAGCCUCUGGUGGCGGUCCAGCUGCUUUUGUCCAAAGAAGACCUGAACGUGGAGCAGACGGUGGAGUGUAAAGUCGAGGGUUCAAACCUCCGGAACAACGACGACCGGGACAAGUAUCUGGGCCGGGUCGUGUUCCGUAUCAAAGUCUCAGAGUAACCGGAUCUGCCAGACCAGGAUCUGGGUUUGAACUGGACGCUAAUGUCGAGACAAGUUGUAA